AUGGCACAAGACCCCCGAGUCCUGCUCCAGAAAGCCGAUAAGGCGGCCUCUGGAGCGACGGGCGGCUUCAGCUUCUUCGGUGGACGCACGGAGAAGUGGGAGAACGCGGCGGAUCUGUACACACAGGCGGCGAAUGCGUUUCGGCUGCAGAAACAAAACAUCGAAGCCGGCCAGACUCUAGAAAAGGCGGCCAACAUCCAGACAAAUCACCUAUCCGAACCAGACGAUGCAGCAAACACGCUCACCGAAGCAUUCAAGGUCUAUCGCAAAGACUCCCCGCAAGACGCUGCACGCGUGCUAGCGACUGCCAUAUCACACUACACCUCAAAAGGCAACUUCCGACGCGCAGCGACUCACCAGCAGAACCUCGCCGAAGUAUACGAGAACGAAGUCGGCGACCAGAAGAAAGCGCUGGACGCGUACGAGACGGCCGCAGGGUGGUUCGAGAGCGACAACGCAGAAGCACUAGCCUCCAAACUAUAUCUGAAAGUAGGCGACCUCGCCGCACUAGAAGGCGACUACAGCAAAGCGACCGACCGGUUCGAGAGUGUGGCAAAGUCGAGCCUGCAAAACAACCUCAUGCGGUGGUCGGUGAAGGAGUACUUGCUGAAAGCGGGGAUCUGCCAUCUCGCAGCCGGAGAUCUGGUGGCCACGAAGAGGGCGUUGGAGCAGUAUAAAGAGUGGGAUCCGAGUUUUGUGCAGCAGAGGGAGUGUUUGCUGCUGGAGGAUCUGGUGGGCUGUGUGGAGGAGGGCGAUCAGGAUGGGUUCAGUGAGAAGUUGUACCAGUAUGAUCAGAUGAGUAAGUUGGAUAAGUGGAAGACGGGGCUGUUGUUGAAGGUUAAGGGGGGGAUUGAGAAGGAGGAGGAGGACUUUUCGUGA
This is a messenger RNA of Cyphellophora attinorum, 879 nucleotides long. RefSeq lists its product as uncharacterized. NCBI's taxonomy places the organism in Eukaryota, Fungi, Ascomycota, Eurotiomycetes, Chaetothyriales, Cyphellophoraceae. Gene Ontology annotation, molecular function: soluble NSF attachment protein activity; syntaxin binding. The coding region runs from base 1 to 879 and encodes 292 amino acids. The record is from RefSeq and is a predicted model, not a curated record. The transcript has 2 exons. Gene Ontology annotation, cellular component: SNARE complex; vacuolar membrane. Gene Ontology annotation, biological process: SNARE complex disassembly; intracellular protein transport.